UCGGGCGAAAUCGUCAGCAAUUACAUGCAGUUAGCGACGUACAAAGAACAGGCCCCUGUUCCUUACUUUGUUUGUUAUUUAAGUAGGAUCACCGUUAAUUACAUUAUUAAACUCUGUUCUUAAAAUGCCCCGCGAAUGUGUCCGUAUGAUUAGUUCAUAGGCACUUUUAAAAUGAUACCGUAAACUUUUAGACGAUUAUUUAUGGCUGUAUUUUGAACAGAACCAUCAUCCUGCGCUUUGCUGUCGUUUCUCCGGACCGCCCACUGUGCACAAGCGACCAAUCACAGCCCAACGCGGUCCAAUGAUGUUUCAAACGGUGCCCGCGCCAUUUUGGUAGGCAAAGCGGAGCUCAGAACAAGAGUAGUGCAGUUCAGGAUUUCUUUAGCACAAUGGUAAUAACCUGUGCUGUGAGGGGUUGUCGUAGCCGCUCCUCGGGUGGUGUCAAAGUGAGCUUUUUUAGAAUACCGCGGGUGAGAACACGCGAAGGAGAGGAAACUAGAGCACUUUGUGAAAGGAGACGGGCUACGUGGCUAGCCAGAAUAAACAGGAGUAAUGUGAAGAUCUCCGACGGCUGCAGAGUGUGCUCGGAUCACUUCGUCCAAGGUAGACCAAGUUACCUUCAUGAUGAAAAAAAUCCUGACUGGGCACCGUCAGUUAAGUUGGAACUAAAGGACGCUCACAGCCAAUCAAACUUAAGCAGAUAUCAGGGAGCCAAAAAUAAACAGACUUUAGGAAAAUGUGAAAAACUUGUACUAGAGGCAUCUGCUGUGAAAGAAGGCACUGAACGGUCAUGCAUUAGAGCUACAUGUGAGUCAGUGUCCUGCGAAAAUGAUUUUCAGACAGAGACCUGUGAUUCUGACACUGAUGCUGCAUCGUUAAUAUCCACAGACAGCACGGAGACUAAGGAGAGCCUCAAAACUCAACUGAAACCCUUACAGGAGAAGAUGAGAAUCUUACAGGAGUUUCAGCAAACCUUGCAUCAAACUGCAGAACGCAUUAAGAUUCAGGCUAAAUGCACAGAGAAGCAGAUUAAGGAGAAUUUUGUCAAACUUUACCAGUUGUUAUCUAAUGAAGAGGCAGCGAGGAUAAAAGCGCUGAGAGAGGAAGAAGAGCAAAAGAGCCGGACACUGAGAAAGAAGAUUAUGAGGAUGAGAAAAGAGAUGUCCUCUCUUUCUGCCACAAUCUCAGCUGUAGAGGAGGAGAUGAAAGCUGAAGAUACUUUAUUCACACAAAACUAUGAUGCCACGCUGAAAAGGUUUGUUUCGUUCCUCUUCUGUUGUUCUGAACCCAGACCCACAGCGUCACUGAAUACUGAGUGUUUUUCCAGAGUUUCCCAGUGUAAAGCACCGGAUCCGGAGGACAUUUCUGGAGUUCUGAUCAACGUGCCGAAACACCUGAGCAACCUGAAGUUCACUGUGUUACAGAAGAUGCAGAAAACUGUUGAUUACACUCCCGUGACCUUUGACCCCAACAGCGCUCACUGUAAUCUCAUCGUGUCUGAGGAUCUGACCAGUGUGAGAUACAGCGAUGAGGAACAGACUCUUCCUGACAAUCCGGAGCGCUUCGACAUGUUUGCGUGUGUUCUGGGCUCAGAGGGCUUUGACUCUGGCUCUCGCUGCUGGGACGUCGAGGUCGGAGACAGUACAGGCUGGUUCCUGGGAGUGAUGAGCGAAUCUGCUCAGAGGAGGAAUAAAAUCUUCUCAAGGAGUGGAAUCUGGCUGGUGGGUCAUUUCUGUGGUGAAUAUAAAGCACACGAACCUCCACGAUCUCCAGCUCUCCUCCCGGUGAAAGAGAAACUGCAGAGGAUCAGAGUUCAGCUGCACUGGGACACUGGAAAGCUGUCCUUCUCUGACCCUCUUACUGACACACACAUACACUCUUUCACACACACCUUCACUGAAACAUUAUUUCCGUUUUUCGGUGUUGGCUGUGACAUUUCUCCUCUGCUCAUCUUACCUGUAAAAAUGACCGUAAUAGAGCCAAAUUAAUAGUAAAAUUGUUUGUCUAUUAAGAUUAUGAAUUGAUGCAUAUUACCACUUUCAGUAACUUGAAAUAAAAAUGUCUGCAGUUAUUUUCUGAUUUUGACUUUUUUUCAUUCAUGUAGCAAAGAUGUGAGAAUGAUCUGUAUGUGCAGAGAAUAAAUUAAUUUCAAUAUUUAUUACCUUGCUGAGAAAACAUGUAUGUGUGAGUUUCAUAUUAACAUCCUAAGAUUUAUAUCUACAUAAUCCGGAUAGUGUAAUUUCUAAAUGUCUAAAACCAUGGA
This is a messenger RNA of Puntigrus tetrazona (Sumatra barb), 2263 nucleotides long. RefSeq names its product E3 ubiquitin-protein ligase TRIM39-like. Bases 390 to 1988 code for a protein of 532 amino acids. Gene Ontology annotation, molecular function: protein binding. Lineage: Eukaryota; Metazoa; Chordata; Actinopteri; Cypriniformes; Cyprinidae. The transcript is spliced from 6 exons. The record is from RefSeq and is a predicted model, not a curated record.